This is a messenger RNA of Clunio marinus, 645 nucleotides long. NCBI's taxonomy places the organism in Eukaryota, Metazoa, Arthropoda, Insecta, Diptera, Chironomidae. The record is from the annotation of a GenBank genome assembly.
AUGAAUAAGAAAAUUUUCGGAUGUUUCAUCUUUCUCAUUAUUGUCAUUAUCGACGAUGUAAAGGGACAUGGAAUGGUGAUGGAUCCAGUUAAUCGUGCAAGUCGUUGGAAGGUUGAUCCAACAGCAAUUCCUGAUUAUAAUGACAUGGAAGGGUUCUGUGGUGGAUAUCAAUUCCAAUGGAGUCCGGCAAUACAAGGAAGAUGUGGUUUAUGUGGCGAUAGAUACACCGACGCACUUCCAAGGGCACAUGAAUUGGGUGGAACAUACGGACAAGGAGUCAUUGUCAAGUCUUACGAGAAAGGAUCUUCAAUAUCUGUCACCGUUCGAAUUACCGCCAAUCACAGAGGAUACUUUUACUUCAGAAUCUGCAAUCUCGAUCAUGAACAAGAAUCUGACGAAUGCUUCGAACGAUACAAGCUUUCAACGACAACGGGAUCAUCAACUUACACUUUACCAUCAACAGCUGCAGCUGACUACUUCGUGUCUUUGAAACUUCCCACAGGCUUGACUUGCAAACAUUGCGUUCUUCAAUGGACUUAUGUGGCUGGUAAUAAUUGGGGCUACUGUGAUGAUGGGUCAGGAAGACUUGGAUGUGGCCCACAAGAACACUUCCGAACAUGUUCUGAUAUUCAAAUCACAGAAUAA